This is a messenger RNA of Neoarius graeffei (lesser salmon catfish), 1338 nucleotides long. RefSeq names its product TIP41, TOR signaling pathway regulator-like (S. cerevisiae) (gene tiprl). The record is from RefSeq and is a predicted model, not a curated record. The transcript has 8 exons. Lineage: Eukaryota; Metazoa; Chordata; Actinopteri; Siluriformes; Ariidae. Bases 75 to 875 code for a protein of 266 amino acids. Gene Ontology annotation, biological process: TOR signaling. Gene Ontology annotation, cellular component: cytosol.
CUCGAGUUUCACGUCGGAAACAUUUUCUUGUCGUACUUCGUGUACAUGGACGCUUCAGCACGACACCUUCAGCUAUGUCAUCGAUAUCCCAUGGCUUUAAAAGCAGCAAGCAAGACUUCACGUUUGGGCCGUGGAAAGUCACCUCAGCAAAAACCCACAUUAUGAAAUCUAAAGAUAUCGAGCGGUUAGCGGAGGAAAUGCACAUGCCGUCUCUCCCAGAGAUGCUUUUUGGAGACAACGUGCUGCGCAUUCAGCAUACCGAUGGCUUCGGCAUCGAGUUCAACGCGAUCGAUGCCCUCAAGCGCGUCAACAAUUUACAAGACUCGGUACAAGUUGCAUGUGCCCAGGAGUGGCAGGAAAGCAGAGCCGAUUCAGAGCACAAGGAGGUCGUAAAGCGUUAUGACUGGACGUACACAACAGAUUACAAAGGGACGUUGCUUGGUGAAGACCUCCAGGUAAAGGUGUCUUCUACAUCAGAGCGGAUAGACCUGGAGAAACUGAAAGCUCGGGAGCAGAUCAUGUUUUUCGAGGAUGUGUUAUUGUUUGAGGAUGAACUCCAUGACCAUGGUGUAUCUAUGAUCAGUGUGAAAAUUAGAGUGAUGCCCACUAGCUUCUUUGUGUUGCUGCGCUUCUUCCUGAGAGUGGACGGAGUUAUGAUUCGGAUCAACGACACACGGCUCUAUCACGAGGCUGGGAAAAACUACAUCCUGCGGGAGUUCAGCUCACGAGAAAGUAAAGUGUCGGCUCUUCAGCAUGUUCCUCCAGCCUUCUACACAGAUCCUAAUGAGAUCGUUCAGCAUUUACCACUGACACUCAUAGAGUGCGAGAAACUCGAAUUCCCAGAGCCACAGCCCCCAACCGAGUCUCCACAGUGACACAAAGAUUACACAUAUCGAACCUCAGAGUGCUGAUCUUGGAUCAGUCUGUUGCAGCUAUAUUCACAGUGACCGCUGAACCCAGAUCAGCAUUCAGACACUGAGAUGUUUGAUGCCUGUGAACCCAGAAAUGGAACUGGAACAAGCGCUAGGGUUGGAUCUUCCUAGAACGCAGGUCCAUCAACUCUCAGCUCUGUUUAAAGAGUUUUCUAAUGAAUCAAACACUCGCUGUCUGCCUCAGUCAGUUACUGGAUCAUCACAUCUGUUUGAGUUGCAUUUUCUCUCUCACACACACACACACACACGAUGUAACCAAAAUGCCAGCUUGAUUGGGUUUUUUUUUUUUUGAAGACACCAGUAGCAAAGGAAGUGGAUUGUUGGUUGAUUAUUGAUUAUGAGGCAUGUGGGGGGAAAAACAAGAAUUACAAAAUGGUUUAUUAAAAGUAUGUGUUUGUAAUGGUCA